Molecule: messenger RNA, 1216 nt
Organism: Megalops cyprinoides (Indo-Pacific tarpon)
Lineage: Eukaryota; Metazoa; Chordata; Actinopteri; Elopiformes; Megalopidae
Exons: 6
Coding region: 367-1164 (265 amino acids)
Source: RefSeq, a predicted model, not a curated record
ACACAGAGAGCAGGGACAGCACCGUGGCGGGACCAGAAGAACUCUGCAGCUCUCAUUUCCAGAACUUUCCAUCUCACUCACGGCGUUGUGCAGGUUCCUGUCCCCCUGGAACCCGGGCUGCACCACAGCGGGAGCAGGAGAGGUGUGUUCACCACCCCCCCCCCACCCCACCCACCCCGCACCGGGUGACCUCUCCGCGGCGUAACUCAGGUCCCACAGCAUGCAGGCGGCUGGACGAGGCUCUGUGCAGGAGUGCGGAUCUGCUCAGCGCUGAGCGGAGGGAGUGGAUCCAGACAGUGGAACAGCAGCAAAGGGAGCAGCGUCACUGGAGAACUCGGACGCCAGCGGAGGAGGUGUGCGGGUGUGAUGGGGUCGAGGCUACUGUGCUCAUUCUGGGGUGUCCUCCUCUCACUCUCACUGCUUCCACGGCCAUGCCAUAGCCUGUCCGUUCGCUUCCAGAGCCAGCAGCCUCUCCAUGUGAUUCUCACCCAGAGCCUGGUUCUGGAAGCCCAGAUCGACCGCAGCCAGGAGGAGCGUGUCACCGCGGUGACGUGGGAGAGAGAGGCUGAGGGCGGAGCUAGCACAGGGAAGGUCCGGGUGGCUGAGUUCCCUGAGAAAGCCUCCAGCAGUCGCAUAACCAUAGAACAGCAGGGCACGAUACUGAUGGUGAAGGACUUCAGACAUGAGGACCGAGGAGUUUACAGGAUCACUGUGACCGACCAGGCGGGGGCGAGGGUGUCGGCCGAGCGCAUCGUACGAGAGUAUGAGGCCGUUCACCACGUCUCUGUGUCCAUUAACGUGUCUCACUCCGUGCUGUCGUGUGGAGAGGCCUGGGGCACUGACCCCAGCUUCAGCUGGCUCCACGACUCCGUCGCCGUGACGCCACAGGUGGGUCGUGUCUCUGCGGACGGAAAGACGCUCCACCUGUCCACCACGCCGUGCGGACACUUCACCUGCAUCGUCAGCAACAGCCUGGGACACAGCUCCGCCACCUACACCGCAGAUCCGUGUGAGAGAGGAGGCAGUGGCACCGUUGUGGCUGUGGUCCUCCUGGUCAUUCUGCAGCUGCUGGGAGGAGCCCUUGCUUUCCUGCUCUGGAGGAGGUACAGGCGACACCGGAACAGAGGAGAGAGGUUGAACGACCCUUACGAAGACCAGCUGUGAGGAAGAGCCUUUGUCAGGACCCCACUGUAGCUCCACCCCCUUCUCCCACCCA